Molecule: messenger RNA, 7799 nt
Organism: Bombina bombina (fire-bellied toad)
Lineage: Eukaryota; Metazoa; Chordata; Amphibia; Anura; Bombinatoridae
Product: C-terminal-binding protein 2
Exons: 10
Coding region: 62-1378 (438 amino acids)
Molecular function (GO): oxidoreductase activity, acting on the CH-OH group of donors, NAD or NADP as acceptor; transcription corepressor activity; NAD binding
Source: RefSeq, a predicted model, not a curated record
GGUCCCUAACCGAGAGCGCGACUGGUGAGGCGGGGAGGAGAAGGUAGCUUAAGAACGAACCAUGGAUAAACACAAAGUAAAGAGGCAGCGUUUGGACAGGAUCUGUGAGGUAGGAAUUAGACCUCCAAUUUUGAAUGGCCCAAUGCCUGUUCGGCCUUUAGUUGCUUUGCUGGAUGGCAGAGAUUGUACAGUAGAAAUGCCUAUACUAAAGGAUGUUGCUACAGUGGCAUUCUGUGAUGCUCAAUCAACUCAGGAAAUUCAUGAGAAGGUGUUAAGUGAAGCUGUAGGUGCACUGAUGUAUCACACUAUUUCUUUGUCACGUGAGGAUCUAGAAAAAUUCAAGGCCCUUCGUAUUAUCAUAAGAAUUGGAAGUGGUUACGAUAAUAUUGAUAUUAAGUCUGCUGCGGAAUUAGGGAUUGCAGUGUGUAAUGUUCCAUCAUCCUCUGUAGAGGAAACAGCCGACUCAACCCUUUGUCACAUCCUAAACUUAUAUCGACGUGUCACAUGGCUUCACCAAGCUAUGAGAGAGGGGAACCGUGCUGCCAGUGUAGAACAGAUUCGAGAAGUUGCAGGUGGUGCAGCCAGAAUUCGUGGAGAGACGAUGGGCAUUAUUGGGCUUGGUCGCGUCGGGCAAGCAGUGGCACUGCGAGCUAAAGCUUUUGGCUUCACUGUAAUCUUUUAUGACCCCUACCUACCAGAUGGGGUGGAGCGCUCUCUGGGUUUGCAGAGAAUGGGGACUCUUCAAGAGCUGCUAAUGCAUAGUGAUUGCAUAACCCUCCACUGCAGCCUGAACGAGCACAACCAUCAUCUCAUUAAUGACUUCACCAUAAAACAGAUGCGCCAGGGUUGUUUCUUGGUUAACACGGCACGAGGAGGGCUUGUUGAUGAGAAGGCUUUAGCCCAGGCUUUGAAAGAGGGCCGAAUUCGUGGUGCUGCUUUAGAUGUUCAUGAAUCAGAACCUUUCAGCUUUUCUCAGGGACCCCUUAAAGAUGUUCCUAAUUUGAUCUGCACCCCACACACUGCUUGGUAUAGUGAACAUGCGUCAAUAGAGUCAAGAGAAGAGGCAGCUAAAGAGAUUCGGCGUGCUAUUACAGGUCCAAUUCCUGAUGCGUUACGAAACUGUGUAAACAAAGAGUAUUUGCUCGCAGCAGCACAGUGGCCAGGAGUGGAGCCCACUGCUGUUCAUCCAGAGCUGAAUGGGGCAGCAGGAUACAGGUUUCCACCAGGAGUUGUGAGUGUAGCUGCCCCAGGACAUCCAUCUUCAGUAGAAGCUCUUGUGGCCUCUUCACAUCCCUUAAUCCCCUCAGUCUCUCAUACCCCUUCCCCUGGUCAGACCAGCAAACCUGAUCCAGACAGAGAAAUUCCUACUGACCAGUAGCAAUACAGCACUCCCCUUUGCCUCCGUGUUUUUUUUUAUUGUUUUUUUUUCUUUGUUCAACACCACUCCCAUGUUUUGUGUUCAGUCUCCCCUUAAUUUUGAUUUUGGGGAAGAAACUAGAAUUCAGGUUUAUUCAGCAGCUUUACAUUUGUGAAGAAAAAUGAAAUCAGGCUGCAAACCCUAAGGUGUAUCAUCUCUCAUCACAUCAGAAAGGUGAAUGUUUGUAUCAAUGUCUGGAAACAUUUAGAUUUUGCCUUUCAACAGAUGUAUUUUUUAACCAAUUAAGUUUUAAGUGAAAAACAAUACGGGUGGGUUUUCCUUCUGUGUGCUGGGACAAGCUGAUCUUUCCCUGCUUCCACAAGUGCAAGACGUUCCCAGUUGUCUCAGGGAGCUGAGGCAUCACCAAAUUUUAAUAUGUGUGUGUAUAUGUGUGUGUGUGUGUGUGUGUGUGUGUAUACAUAUAUAUAUAUAUAUAUAUACACUUUGUGUCCACAAUAUACUCAAGCACCAUCAGUGCUAGGAAAAGUUAAAAUAGUUAUUGAAAAUUACUGCAGAAUUCCUUACAUAUUUCACAAAAAUAAAUUGGCAGAUUUAACCGUGGGGGGGGGGGGGGGGCUUGUUGUUUUGAAAGUUUAUACUUUUUUUUUUUUUUUUUUUUGCUAGUAUUGGAGAAGAUAAAAUUUCAACUUCUUUAUGGGUGUGGCAUGCCUUUUGGGUCACAAUAAAUCCCGAAAAUACUUAUUUUCUGCAUAAAGGCAUACCUUAACUUUUUUUUGUUGUUGUUGUAAAGAGAGAUUAAGAAAAAAGGGUCAUAGACACUGGAGGAAAGUGAAAUGUAGAGCUUAAAGGGAUAGUCUAGUCAAAAUUAAACUUUUAUGAAUCAAAUAGAGCAUGUGAUUUUAAGCAACUUUCUAAUUUUACUCCUAUUAUCAAUUUUUCUUCGUUCUCUUGGAAUCUUUAUUUGAAAAGCAAAGAAUGUAAGCUUAGGAGCCGGCCCAUUUAUGGUUCAUCACCUGGGUUGCUGAUUGGUGUCUAAAUGUAGUCACCAAUCGGCAAGCACUACCAGGCUUCUGAACCAUAAGUGGGCCAGCUCCUAAGCUUACAUUCCAGCUUUUUCAAAUAAAGAUACCAAGAAAACAAAGAAAAAUAAAUAGGAGUAAAUUAGAGCAUGCAAUUUUAAGCAACUUUCUAUCUGAAUCAUGAAAGUUUUUAAUUUUGACUAGACAAGCCCUUUAAAACAAAUGUGAAAUAUGGGGAUGUUAAAAUGAAUAAUUCUUGCCAUGUUGUUCUUUGUACUAUUGUUAGUGCAAUGUUUUCACCUGUAAUUGCUCUGUCAUUUGAGAUUUGAAGGCUAAUCUGUGAUAACAGGAUAAUCUUUCUUCCUUUAAUAGUAAUUCAUUUGAGAGACCUUUAAUUUGAUCCUUUUUAAAUCCUGUGGAAAUUUUUGUAUAGGAAAUUAUAAAUUGAAAAACGGUUUACAUGAACUUUUAAACCAUAAACUUUCAAACCACAAAAUUAUUGAACUAAGGAAACUGAGUAAGAUUGAAGUUUUAAUAAUUCCACAAUACUUCUAGAUAUAACCACUUAUGGCACAGAUUAAGCUCUUAAAGUGCUAUUUAAAUGGUGGUGAUUCCUAAUUCAUUGUUGCUUUUUUGAGCGUAAACUUUACAAUAUUUUUUAACAUAAUGGAAUUAUAAUUUGUGACAAAGGUUCUUUUACAAAGAGCUGUAGAGGCAUGUUGAUACAAUGCUCUGUGUAGACGUUUAACCAAGCCCACCAGUGUCUUCAUAAUUACAUUUCACACUUGGAAGGCUAUGGGAAAUGUCAUUUGUUUGUGUUACAGCAUGGAAGAUCUUUCUUAUGCUGAAUAUUAAUUGGCUGGGAAGACGGCCUCAUUCAUUAAAUUGGAAUAAUUCAGUUUAACUGUGUGAGAUCAUGAUAAAUCGGGAGAGUGGUUCAUAAAAUUUAUGUACAUAUGUAUAUAUUACAUUUUAUAAGUGGUGUUCAUUUUUCUUUUUUUCAUAACUAUCGCAAAUGUUAUUGCAUACCAUUCAGUUUAUUUAUGUACUUAUUUUUUGCUUCUAUUUGAAACGUUAAGUUAAAGUUUUGAACGUUAAUAUUUGAAGACUGAAAAAAUAUAUUGCUGAAAUAUAGCUUUUUUUUUUUUUUAAUACAAUACUUUGUUAGUUUAUUAUAGUACAUCUGUUAAAAGCCCAGUUAAGGUAAAGUUUAAAAUAUUCUUGUAGUCCAUUAAAAAAAACACAUUUGUGAUUCUCUCCCCCCCCCCCGUUAGGAAAUUAACUGUUCCUCUUUUUCUAUUCAAUUGACAUAAAACAUACAGCAUAUAAAAUCUGGUAGUUUAAUGCUUUUCUUCUAGUGCUAGAACAGCAUUCUACCUAAAAGCCAAAUUCCUGCUUUAUUAAAUAUUGGGUCACUGUCCAGUAAUUAUCUCCCCUUUCUGUGACUUCCGUUGCAGUUUGACGUAUGUCUAUUUUAUGAUGCGGUUUGGUAUCAUCAAAGGGUCAAGAAAACGAAAAAAACUUUUUCCUUUUGAUUCAUAUAGUGUAAAAAUGUGUUUCAAAAAAAGUUCCAUUUUAUUAGUUUACUUUGUUCUUUUGGUAUUCUUUGUUGAAAGGUAGGCAGGUUUAGGAGAGACAGCAGUUUUGCAAGAAUGCUUUUAAGUUAUACAUUUACAAGAGCACUAGAUGGCAGCAGUGUUUACUGAGAUACAAUUCUCCACACGUGUACUCUACCUACCUAGGUAUUCUCUUCAACAAAAAAUACUACAAGAACAAAGUAAAUAGUAAACUAAAUGGAAACUUUUUUUUUUUUUAUUGUACAGGUCAUCUGAAUAAUGACAGAAGCAUUUGGGAUCUCAAAGCUACAUUUCCAACUUCACAAUUUACUUCUAUUAUCUAAUGUUCUUUGUUUUUCUUGUUAUCCUUUGUUGAAAGCAGGAAGGUACGUUCAGGAGUAUGCACGUGUCUGCAGCAGUUUUGCAACAAUGUUCUACAUUAGUAAGAGCACUAGAUGGCAGCACUAUUUCCUGUCAUGUAGUGCUCCAGGUGUGCACUCUACCUAUCUAGAUAUCGCCAAAAAAGAACAAAGCCAAUUUUAUAAUAGAAGUAAAUUGGAAACUUUUUUUAAAUUGUAUUCUUUAUCUGAAUCACAGAAAAAAGAAUUGGGUUUCAUAUCCCUUUAAUGUAGUCUUUAAAGUGACGAGACUGGAACUAGAGCCACGGCUUUUUCUUCAUUUGAGAACCUUAAAAUCCUGUUGCUUCUGAUUUUAAAAUCUUUAUGCUUCUGUAGUCCUUUUUUUUAAAAAACAAAACCGUGCUGUAACCGGGGAAAACUGCAACGUUCCAGAAAUCUAACAUAUAAACAUUGUUUUUAAACUUUAUAGUUUCAUCCACAUUUUCCCAUUAAAUGACUUAUAUAUUAUUGCAUGUUCAUAUUGGUCCUUCAUCUCACUAUUUUAGUUUCAUAGUUUUGUUAUUUCAAUGUUUAACUUAUAAUUAUUUUUCUCCUCGUACAUGGAUUUUAUGCAAAAGACUCAAAAGAGCAUUCCUAGCCCCCUGCUCAUUCAUUUUACAUUUAGCUUAUAGGGAUGUUUUCAUUGGGGAAACUCAGGAACUUUGAAAUACUGCAAAAAAAUAUAUAUAUAUAUAUUUUUUUUUUAAGUAUUUCUUCAUUUGUUUUGUUAAUGUGUUUUGUUUGUUGUAGACCUACACCAGCAAUGUGCGCUAUUCCCCCCCUCCAUAUUUAACUUAGGCAACCUAGGUGCAUAGCUGUUUUGUAAAAUCAAUAUUCACAGUUAGGAUAAAAAAGUGCAUACAUCUGAUUUUGUUAUCACAAAGCUCUGACAAAAAAAAACCAAGAAAAGGUACUAUAGGCUGCAAACGGAAAAGGGACAGGAAAGCUAAAAUGUAACUUUCAUGAUUAAGAUGGAGCAUGGAACUUUAAACUUUCCAGUUUACUUCUAUUCUCUUGGUGACCUUUGUUGAAAAGAAGGCUUAGGAGCAACAAUGUACUAUCUCUGAAUGAUAGUUUAAUUUUUUUCUUAAAGGGACACUGAACCCAAAUUUUUUCUUUCGUGAUUCAGAUAGAGCAGUGUUUUUCAACCAGUGUGCCGUGGCAAACUAGUGUGCCGUGAGAGAUCCUCAGGUGUGCCACGGCAGACUGACAACAGUGUGACAUAUUUUUUAAACUUUGCUUGUUUUUUACUUCCAGUGCAGGGGUAGUUUGUAGGAGGCAUGGCAUAACAGCACAAUACAUUCAUACAUACAGUAUGUGUGUGUUUGUGUGUGUGUGUAUAUAUAUAUGCCGUAUUAGGCUACAAUGUGUGAUUUUUUUUUUUUCAAUUUUGGGAUGGUGGUGUGCCACAGGAUUUUUUAAUGUAAAAAAGUGUGCCACGGCAAAAAAAGGUUAAAAAUCACUGAGAGAGAGCAUUCAAUUUUAAGCAACUUUAUAAUUUACUCCUAUUCAUUUUUCUUUGUUCUCUUGCUAUCUUUAUUUGAAAAAGUCCAGGACCCUGGACAGCACUUGUUUAUUGGUGGAUGAAUUUAUCCACCAAUCAGCAAGAACAACCCAGGUUGUUCACCAAAAAUGGUCCGGCAUCUAAACUUCAUUUUUGCUUUUCAAAUAAAGAUACCAAGAGAAUGAAGAACAUUUGCUAAUAGAAGUACAUUAGAAAGUUUCUUAAAAUUGCAUGUUCUAUCUGAAUCACGAAAGAAAGAUUUGGGUUCAGUGUUCCUUUAACUGUCCCUUUAAAAUUGUUGAAGUAAUAACGUAGUGUGAUCAUUUUUGUUUUACUUGAUAAAAUGAUAAAUUGCUUAUAAAUUAUGCAUACAUUUCCAAACCCCCGCCCCAAAAAAUAGAAUUAAGUUUUUCAGUACAUUUUUUUUUUUUUUUUUUUUUUUUUUUUAAAUUUGGUUUUAGUCUUUUGUAGACCACAUUUAAAUGUUCUUAUCUCUAAAACUGAACGUUGACAUGUCUAAUGUAGGCUUCGUGAAAAUACUCUAAAUUUUGGGGGUGGUUUUUCAGAGAAAUGUUUAAUAAUUGACAUAUCUUGAAUCCAUGUAAUCUGUUUUUGGAGUAUCUAAACUGUCAUCACUGGUGUUUCUUCUGUUUUAUAAUUAAAAUGUUAUUUCGAAAAUAUUUUUUUUUUUAUAAUGCAAUUUAAAGAAUACUUAAAUAGAGUGGCAUAUACUUAUUUUAUUUUUGUAUCUAUUCAUGACAAAGGUUAAAAUAUAGAAGAAGUAUUUUAGUUUUUGGAACUUCAUAAUGGAAAAAAAACCCUCUUCAUUAGUAGAGCAACUACAAGCAUGUUCAGAACUGAACAUUUAAACCCCUCUAUAUAUGCAGAUGUAAUAAUUUGUUACUGGGAUGUCCAGAUGUAUAGGAAGCCAAACACCAAAGUUUUAUUUGAACAGCAGCCCAGCACACAGAAAAAAAAAUAAAAAAUCUCCACAUCCUGUGAAAUAACAUGUAUUUUAUCCACUCUCCUUUAAAAGGAGCCUUAUUUUAUACUGUUCAAAACCAGCUUCACAAAUCAGCUCAGUCCAGGACUUUUAUGCACCUCAGAAUUAAGUACAUAAUGGGUGUUAUUUGUUUAGUGUUUUAGUUCUUAAGAACCAUUUCCUCUGUGCGUUUUUUUUUUUUUUUUUUAAUAUAUGUUAAUUUCAAAGCAAAUGAGCUUGUAUGGGGUGGGGGCCCCUUUAUGAGGUGUGAUCUUUAUUCACUGUUUCCACAUUAAAUAUCUGGCACGUGGCUUCAUUCCUCAUAAAAAGGGGCAGCAAUUAUUCCAAAAAUCCCCUUUUAGCUGGGAUUCCGUUAUUUAAUUUUAAUCUCCCCAUUACUUUCUCCAUCUUUUUUUCAUGUUGCAUUGGAUGUCUAAUGGGUUACCUCCUGCAGGGCCUUUGUUUAUAAUAGUUUGGGUCUCAUCCAGUGUGUUUGUCAUUGGUGGUGUCCCUGAUCUGCAUGGAGAGGAUUUUAAGAGUAUAUUUCCCUGUGCAGUGGCCCACAUCUGCAAUGGGUGAUCUUGUUUUUAACCCUGCAUGGACUGAGAAGUGACCAUGUGUACUAAAGGUGCAGUGUUGUGCGGUCAAUCUUGUGUUGGUUUGUUACAGGUUAUGCACAGCUGAUCAGCUUUUUAUAAAUUACUCGGAGUGUCAGAAAUAUAUUUUUGUAGACAAUGAACAAUAUGCCUUUUCAGCUGGAUAGCUAAAACUGUGAAUCAUUGAAAAGCUGUCUGUAAACAAGUGUUUUUUUUUUUUCCUUUUUUUCUGUUUUUUUUUUUUUUUUUAUUUGACUGCAGAAACUUUAAUUUUUCACUUGUAGUAUUUAGAAAAUGAUUUAUUAGAGGCUAGUUUUCUGUCUCCUAAUCAUUUCUCUAAUAUUUUAAUAAAAUCCUACAACCAAA